This is a messenger RNA of Liolophura sinensis, 3390 nucleotides long. Its product is annotated as endothelin-converting enzyme homolog. The transcript has 14 exons. Gene Ontology annotation, cellular component: plasma membrane. Lineage: Eukaryota; Metazoa; Mollusca; Polyplacophora; Chitonida; Chitonidae. The coding region runs from base 87 to 2417 and encodes 776 amino acids. Gene Ontology annotation, biological process: protein processing. Gene Ontology annotation, molecular function: metalloendopeptidase activity. The record is from RefSeq and is a predicted model, not a curated record.
AACGCAAAGUGUGAGUUAAAAUAAGCUUUUGCUAACAUUUAUUCACCGGCUGAAGGAAUUGUCAAAAAGGCGCCUUAAAGCUCAAAAUGACGGACUUGAGAAACCCAGGCUCCGUGUUUGGAGAUUCAACAAAGCUCACAUUUUCUAACCACACUUUUACCAAAAAAGAGUUGGUUAUGGUUGCAGCCGGUCUGGUUGCUCUCGUCUUUUGUCUCGUGUUUGUGGGAUUGUACGGAGCGAAAGUCAAUAGUAAUGACGCUUCGGGUAAUGUCAUGCCGACGGCAUCGCCUUUAAGGACGGACAUCUGUAAGAGUGUGAUAUGUCUUGAGACAACAGCAUCUGUUGCAUCCUACAUGAACAGGUCUGUACAACCAUGUGACGACUUCCAUACGUACGCUUGUGGAGUCUGGCCCCAGAAAAACCCAAUCGUGGAUGGUUUUGUUGGUAACACUCCUAUCACGGUUAUUUACAACAAGAACAAGGAAAAACUCCGAAGACUUUUGGAAGAUCCAGUAACAGAUUCUGACAUAUCGAGUGAGGUCAAACUGAAGAAACUGUUCAAGUCAUGUUUGGACGAUUAUGGUAAGAUGAUCAAAGGGGCCAAUCCCUUCCUGACAAAAGUUCUGAUACCAGCUGGAGGAUGGGGAGUUUUGAACAACAUGGACGUGAACUGGGAACUACAAACUGCCCUGGAGAAGGUUCAUGUGGACUUCUGGGUGGACGCCCUGUUUGGGUUUUACGUGGGAGUAGACUGGAAUAACCGAGCUAACAGAGUUGUUGUUAUUACGUCUUCGGGACUCACGAUGUGGUCGUAUUGGUACACGUCUGAGUGGUCUCGCGCAGCACAAAUUCGGGAUGACCUUCAGAAGUUGAUGCGAACCGUGGCCACUCUGCUCUGCAGGGACUUUAACCUGACCCUUGGUGAUGCGGCUCUCCAGCAGCGGAUCGAUACUUUCGUCAGCGACGUCUUCACGUUUGAGAGAGAUUUAGCAAACAUUUCCAAGUCGUCACCUUACAGCAGUAACCGUUACGAUGACGAAGAGAGAGUGUCACUGACUGAACUUAACCGACAGACAAAUAAUGUCAUCAACUGGUCAACGUUUUUCCAGUACAUGUUCACUGGCGCCGGUGUCAGUGGGAACACAAAAGUGGUCAUUCAAAAGAAAGAUUACAUCAUCAGAAUGGCGGAAUAUGUGAACAACUUGGGGGAAAAUAAAACACGAAUUUUAAACAAUUACCUAGCUUGGAAGCUAGCUUACGCGUACCUGCAGGACUUGUCCUGGGAAUACGUUCACGCCAAUCGUCAGUUCUACGUAGACAGGACGGGGAGGGCGGAGUUCCUGGGCACGUGGCGGUACUGCUUCAAUUACGUUUCAACCUCCAUGAACGUUGCCCUAAGCCAUCUGUUUAUCCAGGAUCAUUUUGCGGAUGACAACAAACAAAAGGUGCACGAAAUCGCCUCGUACGUCAAACAAUCUUUGGUGGACCAUUUGUCAGAUUUUAAAUGGAUGGACGAGAAGACGAGGGCAUAUGCUAGAAACAAGGUCCAGGCCAUUGUGGAUAAACUCGGCUACCCUGACUUCAUGAUGAAACCUGAAGAGGUGGACAGGAUGUACGCAACGCUGGAAAUCAACGCAACGGACUAUUUCCAGAACGUUCUAAACAUCAAUAAGUUAUACAGGACAGACUGGACGAAUCUGCUGAGAGAUGGGGAAGACAGAACAAAAUGGCGGGGAAACACCUACGCUACAUUUGCCCAGUUCUAUUACCCUUGGACUGAGCUGUUAGUGCCGGCUGGAAUCCUCCAGUGGCCUAUAUACGAUUACCACAUUCCGCAUUUCCUUAACUUCGGCUCUAUGGGAAGCGUAAUCGCCCAUAUGUAUGUUCAUUCUAUAGACUACAACGGUGCCUAUUACCAAAUAAACGGGUCGUUGCUCAGAGAUGACGAUGGCAAAUUCAUUCGCUGGUGGACAAAUGAUACAACAUUCCGGUACACCGAGGCUAGCAAAUGCUUUGUGGAUUACUACACAAAUAAAACACUGGGGCCUUAUUCAGUGAAUGGAAGAAAACUGACAGUUCCCGCCAAAGCCACAAGCUUUGCUGGAGAAGGAGCUUUAGAAGUUGGUGGUCUAAAGCAAGCUUAUUAUGGGUACAAAAAGUGGGAGGUGGAACACAGCGGAGAGCCGAUGGCACCAGGGCUGGGAUUGACAAAUGACCAGAUGUUCUUCCUAGCCUAUGCUCAGACCUGGUGCUUUGUUCGGAACGACAUCACGUCCUACCAAUACGCCAUGAGAGGUCGAUUACCCGAAAACAUGAAGGUAAACACAGCCGUCUCCCAGAUGAAGGAAUUUAGCAACGCCUUCAAGUGCCCUGUUAACUCCCCUAUGAAUCCGCAGAAGAAAUGUUCGAUUUGGUGAAAACCGUCUAGCUAAAUCCACAUUACAGUGGACUCUAUAUGGUGCUAAUAUACGACAAAAAGUUUUGAUUGAGCUACAAGUCAUAAGGCGAGACACAUGCAAACAGAAAUAGUUCAGAUCUUCUUUCUAGAGAGGUGUUCAGAAUUACAUGUCAAGGUCAUUGAUGAAGCAAUGGUGCCCUGCUCUUACUACCAACAGUUGAUGCCGGUUAUGGUUUGGGAAUUUUUACCACCCUCAUAGGAUGUAAAUAUAUGUUUGUUUGCUGUAUAUUGUGAAAUAUUAAAGCCAUUUUAGAGUGUCAAAAAUCGUCCCUUGUAGAGGAUACAUUUAGAUGUACUUUUUAUUAACUAGGACGAAAUGCUUAAUUCCCCAAUAUAGCCCAUUAUCCUGCAUGUAUAUAUGUAGAUCAUGUAAUCCGUACAGAAUUACAGGUGAGAUUAAAUCCAAUGUAAUGGACGUUUAUAAGCACGCCUGUUGAUGUAGCUGACAGUUUGUUGUCUCAUCGUAUAACUAAAUAUUAUAACUGCAGUUACCUUUGUGACGAUCCACAAAUAUGUAUAUAGGCCUGUAGUUUUCUGGGAUAAUUCCGCGGACGUGUGGCGGGAAGCGCUGGGAACAAAUAGGAAUAACUAGCUCUUAUUUUUAUUACACACACAUAUUAUAUUAACACUCUGUACUCCAGUGAAAUAUGUUAUUUGUGAUUAGAUAUUGACAUUUCAAGAGCAUUUUAUAGUAGAUUAUUAGUCCGAAACAUUUGGUAGAAAUUGUUCGACGAUAUAUGUUGUAUAAUUUAUGUAUCACAUAAAGCUUGUGUUUUGGCAUCACGUUAACUUGAUUAAGCUUUUGUUUGUCUAAUCUUGCUGAACUUAAAACAGCUAGGUCGUGAAUUGCACAAUAUGUUUUCGUGAUAUUAAUACAAAAUGUAUAUUUUAAUUAUAUUUUCAGCCAAAGAAAUAAAUGUUUUUAAAAAAGA